CUGAAUUAUAGGGUGGUUUCACACGUAAAUAUUCUCUUAGCUCAAAAACAGGAACACUUCUUCCAGAAUUCCCCAGCGCUCAGCACCUUGUGUACCAAGGAUGUGUUUCUAAGGACAAGGUUGACACCCUCAUAAUGAUGUACAAAACUCACUGUCAGUGUGUCCUGGACAAUGCAAUCAAUGGGAACUUCGAGGAGAUCCAGCAUUUCUUACUGCACUUCUGGCAAGGAAUGCCUGACCAUCUCCUUCCCCUCCUUGAAAAUCCUGUGAUCAUUGACAUUUUCUGUGUCUGUGACUCCAUCCUCUAUAAGGUUCUCACAGAUGUACUCAUCCCUGCAACAAUGCAAGAAAUGCCCGAAAGCCUAUUAGCAGACAUAAGAAAUUUUGCUAAAAAUUGGGAACAGUGGGUAGUUUCAUCCUUGGAAAAUUUGCCGGAAGCCCUCACUAACAAGAAAAUACCCAUCGUGCGGAGAUUUGUGUCUUCCCUGAAACGACAGACGUCUUUCUUACAUCUGGCUCAGAUUGCCAGGCCAGCUCUCUUCGACCAGCAUGUUGUGAAUUCUAUGGUGUCUGAUAUUGAAAAGGUUGACUUGAGUAGCAUUGGCUCGCAAGCUCUUCUUACCAUCCCGGGCAGUGCAGACACUGACUCUGACAUCUACAGUGAGCGUGAUUCCAUCACUGUGUUCCAAGAACUGAAGGACCUCCUGAAGAAGAACGCCACGGUGGAGGCCUUCAUCGAAUGGCUGGACUCUGUGGUGGAACAGAGAGUGAUUAAGACCAGCAAACAAAAUGGAAGAUCAUUUAAAAAGAGAGCUCAAGACUUUCUGCUGAAGUGGAGCUUUUUUGGAGCUCGAGUGAUGCAUAAUCUCACCUUGAACAACGCGUCAAGUUUCGGCUCUUUUCAUCUGAUCCGAAUGCUUCUGGAUGAAUACAUUCUCCUGGCCAUGGAGACUCAGUUUAACAAUGACAAAGAGCAAGAAUUACAGAAUUUAUUAGACAAAUAUAUGAAGAAUUCAGAUGCAAGUAAAGCCACCUUCUCUGCUUCCCCGAGCUCCUGCUUCCUGGCUAACCGCAAUAAAGGGAGCUCAGUGUCCAGUGAGGCAGUGAAGAAUGAAAGCCACGUGGCAACAGCCUGCCUCCCUCUGCCCGCUGGCCAGGCUGCAGGCCUGGGCCCUGCCUCGCAUGCCUUCCCUGCUGGGGGCCCAGAGAGCAUGCAGCUCACAGGUCAAAUGGAGCUUUCGCAGAGCAGUGGCCCCUUGAUGACACCACCCGUCUCCCCAGCCAUGGCCAGCCGAGGAAGCGUCAUUAACCAAGGGCCGAUGGCAGAGAGGCCCCCAAGUGUGGGCGCUGUGCUCCCCGUCACCUCUCACUGUUCGGCGUACCCGGAGUGCAUUUACCCUUCUCUGUCCCAGGCUACCCAUGACUUCUACGGGGCCAACUCCAGCUACCAGACUGUGUUCAGGGCCCAGCCCCAUGCCUCCUCAGGACUCCACCCCCGCGCAGAGCACGGCCGGUACAUGGUGUGGACAGAGCAGCAGCUGUCCCGAGACUUCUUCAGCAGCAGCUGUGCUGGGUCUCCCUACAGUCCUCGGCCACCCUCCAGCUACGGGCUGUCCCCACAUGGCCAGGAGUCACACAGCAUGCAGUUUGUCAACACAGGAAGCUUCAACCUCUUGGGCAGUUCGGGGACUGCCAGCUGCCAGGGAGUGGCCCUGCCUUCUAAUUCACCCAAUGGGUACUAUGGAGGCAGCCUCGGCUACCCCGAGCCUCACAGGCUGGGGUCCAUGGUGAACCAGCACGUCUCCGUCAUCAGCAGUGUGCGCUCUCUCUCUGCCUAUGGCGACAUCCAUGACCCACUUAACCUCUUGGACGACAGCAGCAGGAAGCAGACCAGCUCCUUCUACUCAGACUCGUCCACUCCAGGUGCCUGUCGGACCCCAGCACUAGCUUCCAGCUUGCAAGCCCCCAUCCCUUCCUCUUCGUCCCAGUGUAUGUACGGCACGUCCAGCCAGUAUCCUCCAGUACAAGAAGCUUUGGACUCCCACGGAGCAAGUGGAAGCGACCUUGUGUCCUCUUUGCCACCCAUCAACACUGUGUUUAUGGGCACAACAGGGGGAGGCACCUAG
This is a messenger RNA of Octodon degus (degu), 2126 nucleotides long. RefSeq names its product regulatory factor X6 (gene Rfx6). The coding region runs from base 135 to 2126 and encodes 663 amino acids. Gene Ontology annotation, molecular function: RNA polymerase II cis-regulatory region sequence-specific DNA binding; DNA-binding transcription factor activity, RNA polymerase II-specific. Lineage: Eukaryota; Metazoa; Chordata; Mammalia; Rodentia; Octodontidae. The record is from RefSeq and is a predicted model, not a curated record. The transcript is spliced from 13 exons. Gene Ontology annotation, biological process: regulation of transcription by RNA polymerase II.